CUCAACUCCAUUUAAAUGUUUCUUCUCCCAUUCCCUUUUCUCUUGAUAUUCCGCCAAAAUCCACACGGACAAUUGAGUGAAUUGACAAGAAACCUCGCUCCCUUUUCCCAGCAUUCCCACAAAAAGCGAAGUCAUUACUGUUCCUCCUCCAAUCGAAGGGAGUGCAGCAGGGAAGAUUUUAAUCUUCCAUUUCUGCCGCCGCUUACCCUGUUGUUCUCCGACAAGCCUAUGUUAACUCCCGACAGUUCUGCAGCAAAGCCCGUCCUAAGUAGACAACUCCUGCUGUCAAACAAUUUCUUACCCGUUUGGCUUUCUGGGUUCCAUCAUUUUCUCUCCGUUUUUGCUGGGGCAAGACCAAAUGCUGCCCUGUCUCAGGCCGUCAUCAUCUACAACAACGACAAAUACCCAAUUUUCACAAUCAACCGUGGAUGGGAUUUCUGUGGCAAACACGCCAAGGUCGAGUGACCAAACCACUCCUUCUGUUGACCUCACUCGAGAAUAUAACCUUGCUAUUCAAACCUCGUCCUGUUGUGAGAUAUGGUCCAAGAUUCACUAUGAAGUCCCCUCUGAUCAGGAUGAAGUUGUUAAUUUCCAUGAUGAGCCACUGCAAGUAGAAGAAGUCCUUAAACCGAGUCGUGAAUGUGUUGAAGAAGCGUUUUCUCGUGUUAGACCUGACAACCUUAGCCAACUUGUCAUUAACUACUUUAACCAUAGUGAGCAUACUACUCAGUCCUGUCUGAGCCUUAUUCAAUGCAUCCACCGGGCUCGCCAAAUAUAUUCCCCCCUUCAUAAACUUAUUGAUAUAUUUCCCAUAGAUUUUGAAACGGCUACCAAUUCCUUAUCCCAGGCCCAAUGUGAUUGGGCGUUUGAUGCCUUUGUUCAAUUUGACAAACUAGACAAUCCCUUCCCAGGCCCCGACUCCUACAGCUUCGUUGAUAUGCACGGCUGCUUCUCUCAGCUCAAGCAACAGCUCGACAUUCGUCUUCAAAAGUCACGAUCAAAGGUACAACUUCUUCGUCGUGGCACCAAAGGUGCUGCCAUAUGUUUAACUAUAACUACUUUUGGAGUGGUCGUAUCUGCAAUUGUCAUAGCUACUCACGCUCUCGUUGCCUUGGUUGCCGCUCCCCUAUGCCCGCUUCUUUUUACUUCCAAGAUGACCAAGGAAGAACGGGUCCAUCUAGUGCAACUUGAUGAUGCAACGAGGGGGAUUUUUGUCCUUCACAGUCACCUAGAAACCAUUGAUUGCCUGGUCGCUCGUUUACAUAAUUCUGUGGAGGACUACAAGCGCCUUAUCCGGUUUGGCCUUGAAAGAGUCCAGGACAAUUAUCCCAUCCAGGAGGUCAUAUUGCAACUGCAAAAAAAACAUAACAAUUUCCUCGACCAGCUGACAGGUCUCGAGGAACAUCUGUGCCUUUGUUUCGCUGCUAUUAACCGCGCCAGAUCUCUCCUCCUUUCUUAUUUCCAUCUUCACAUUUAACAAAUACACAAACUGAUUUCUGCAGUGUAUGAAUACAUUAAGGAUCGAGCGCGUAUCCAGAAAACCUCUAUUGUUCCUCAACUUGGCCAUCCAUGUACGUAAUUGCAACUGCAGCGUGAAGAGCUGCUCCUAUGGGUAGAACGCGUUCAUCAAUGGUGAAGCGAGGAUUGUGUAUCUCUUUCAUAGGCUUCAUCGUCUCAUUGCUUACACCAAUAAAAAAGAACGCAGCUUUCAUUCUUUGUGCAUAGAAGCUGAAGUCCUCUGCGCCCAUGGUGAUCUGGGCAAGCUCCACGUGUUCCUCACCGAGCAGGGUUUCUCCAACUUUCUUGGCGUGUUCAUACAUUGCUUGAUCGUUAACUGUUGGUGGGUAGGGCGUCCGGUCACCCUCCAAGAAAGUAACCGUUGCAGUGCAUUGGUGAACAGCUGCUUGAGUCUCGAUGAUCUGUAUGUAUUGUAAGCAUCUCCAGUGUCAUUCAUACAAACCAACUGGUUGACAUCUUUAUGGUCACAAAGAUAAAAUGCAAAAACUCAAAAAAA
Molecule: messenger RNA, 2014 nt
Organism: Ipomoea triloba (trilobed morning glory)
Lineage: Eukaryota; Viridiplantae; Streptophyta; Magnoliopsida; Solanales; Convolvulaceae
Product: UPF0496 protein At3g19330-like
Exons: 4
Coding region: 359-1477 (372 amino acids)
Source: RefSeq, a predicted model, not a curated record